AGUUUGCCACAAACAGAUCCGGAUGAAGAUGAAUGUAAUUCCUCACAAUGGCGUAUUACGGUUAAUCCAUCAGCAAAUUUCUUUUCAACAAGCGAUGAAUUGAAGUCAUUAAUUAACAAGCUUUAUCGAACACAGAAAUUGAUCACACCAUCAGAAGCAAAAUAUUUGUGUACUGCAUUAAAAUGCAUCGAUAUUUCCUCCGAUAUUCUUUUGCCUCUAUUGACUGUCAUUUCAAAUGCUACUGCCUAUACUGCAAAUCAGUAUUUAUUUGCCCAAUUUGGUAUAACCGAAAAAGUGGCAUCAAUGAUGAAAGAGCAUCAUGCAGCUUUACCAAAUUCCUCUAAGAUUAUGCUAUUACAAUGCAUUGCAAACAUGGCUGCAUGCAGAGAAAAUACUGAAAUUCUACAGCAAACAAUUCCGCUUGUUGUGAAACGUUUAAAUUCAUCAUUGGAUAUGGAACGAACGGUUGCAUUUCAAGCGCUCACUAAUUUGUCCUAUACAAUUACACGAUCACAAGUUGAGAGCAUUUUACCAGCUAUACCUGUUUGCCUGAAAAGGCACGAUUUUAUCAUUUCUAUUUUAUUGCUUUGGGAAAAAGGUGAAGCAAACAUUAAUUCACUUCGUUUGUUGGUAAAUCUGUCUUGUUGUCCGGAUAUGGUCCCGCAUAUUUUAGCUGCUAAGACAGUGACAGGCUUAUUAUCAAUUUUGGAUACGGAUAAACCGGAAGUUCUGUUGCGUGCAGUUACAUGGUUGCUAUGCAUGUCAUCAGCAGUGCAUGCAUUAUCUCUAACUUAUGAAGUUAUUGCACCGCUAAAUCAGGAUCCUUUUGCUAAUCCAAACUAUACCAUUUAUUUCUCCAUUUAUGCACCAAAGGGUAGGCAAGAAUUGAUUAAACGUUUGAAUAACAUCGCGGUGGGAAACGAUGAAACAGCACUGAAAGCAAAAACAUUGCUUGAAACAUUGGGUAAAAUUCCGGAAGCACGAUCAUUAUUAUCAAAUCUUAAUCGAUUAUAA
Molecule: messenger RNA, 1014 nt
Organism: Acanthocheilonema viteae
Lineage: Eukaryota; Metazoa; Nematoda; Chromadorea; Rhabditida; Onchocercidae
Source: the annotation of a GenBank genome assembly